Molecule: messenger RNA, 3233 nt
Organism: Cavia porcellus (domestic guinea pig)
Lineage: Eukaryota; Metazoa; Chordata; Mammalia; Rodentia; Caviidae
Product: syncytin-1-like
Exons: 2
Coding region: 613-2412 (599 amino acids)
Source: RefSeq, a predicted model, not a curated record
GAGCCGCCGACACCGGUCGCCUUACUUGGCGGACGUAGGGCCUGUGGGUGGGGGCGGAGCCUGAGCUAGAUUGCCCCUCCCAUUGAGUGAGUCAAGUUGGCGCCUGCUUCCUGCCCCCUGAUUGUGCUGGCGACUUAAACAACCCGCUCUGUAAGAUAGUCUGCCUAGCAACAGCUGAUGUUAGCCAGUCAGCCCGCAUCGCGCGCUUUGAACUGAUUGGCUACUGUUGCCCUAUAAAAGUGAAUGCCUUUCCCGCCACGAGAGGAAGCACAAAGAGAGAUAGAGAAAGUCCACCGGCGAGAAAGGGCUGGUGGCAGAGAGGAGGCCUCGCGGGGCCCACGUGGAGACAAAUAAAGGCAAGGUUGCACACUGUCAGAAUCUGUCGCGUGUUCUUCCUGCAGGCCAGGAGCGACAUCGACAUUUGGUGACCCGCACGGGGACUGAUCAACCCCGAGACACGGCGGUGGUGUGCAACGCUCCAGCGUGGUGCUGCCGGACAGGAACCGGGACGAGAACCAUUGUGGGUCCCAGAAAGACUGACGCGUUGGACAAGCCCUUCGACUGAAGACUAAUCCUGUCCUGCCGGAGACCAGCAGCAGGCCUGACAGCCAGAUGAACCCGAAAAAGGCUGCUUUUUUCGUUGGGGGCGUUGUCCUAGUACUCCUCAGGAUAAGUAUGGUACAUGCGGGGCUGGGGGGCCCCGCUUCUGGAAUAGAUCUUCGCACGAGCCUUCUUGGCAGUCCGUGCGAUUGCGGAGGUGGCACGGUAAGCAGUAUACCACCUAGCGCCAAAAAAGGACCAGGGACCGAUUGUGGGGAUAAAACAGCAUUCUCAGUUGUGUACCCCUCCACUGCAGGAGGAUUUAGUCAACCAUCCUAUCAGUGCAUACUUAAGCCUAAGGUGAGUCCCUCAGGGCCUGGUGAUCUCGCCACAUGUCCCUGCACUAAGUUUGAGGAAUCCAUGCAUGUUACAUGCUAUACAGAGACAAAACAAUGCAAACUUAAGAGUACAACCUAUUGGAUGGCAACACUAACUACAACUAAAAGCCCUGUUGCCCCUAACCAUAUUCCCGCUGCUGUAGGCAGUUCUCCAUUCAUGCAGUCGGGUUGUAAUGGAGAGGUUGGAGAAACGGUCUGUUGGUCUAUGACCGCUCCCGUUCACAUCUCUGAUGGUGGAGGGGUCCAAGACCAGUACCGGCAGGAACAGGUCAUCGAGCGAUGGGAACAAUUAAAUCCGUUCCCUGAAGUCAAUUACCAUCCACUCCUACGCCCAAAAUCCCGAGGCAUUAACCUUGAUCCCGCUACUGAAUCCAUAUUAGAGGCUACCCACAAAGCACUCAAUCUUACUGACCCAGGGCUGGCCUCCGAUUGUUGGCUGUGUAUGAUGAUGGGAGAAUCAUGGCCGCUGGCCAUGCCGUUUAGAGACUAUGAAAGUGAACCUUACAAUUAUAGCACACCCUAUAAUUGCUCACAUGGGCCUCCAUUUCGGGUCCAGUUUAUGGGACAGUUUAAUGCAUCCUGUUUCCAAAAGUACCCACAAAAUAAUAGUUAUGAUAUUGUUGUUGGAGCGCUGGCAGUCGCCUCGUGUGAGUCCAUAACCAAUGUAAGUAGUAGCUCGCCGCUAUGUGCCCCCUUUGGCAAAGUAUUUGCUUGCGGCAAUGGUCAUGCUUAUACCUACCUGCCCAGUAAUUGGACCGGCCUAUGUGGCCUAGCUUACUUGUUGCCUGACAUUGGUAUUGUCCCUGGGGACCAACCCAUGCCCAUCCCAGCUGUGGACACCUUUAUAAAAAGACAUAAGAGAGAUGUACUGAUUUUACCUCUCUUGGCUGGUCUGGGGAUAACUGGAGCCCUGGCCGCUGGGACUGCGGGCCUAGGAGUUUCAUUAACCAAAUAUACUCAGUUAUCUAAGCAAUUGAUAGAAGACAUGUCUAUAGUUGAGAGAACCCUUCAGGAGAUACAAGAUCAAAUUGAUUCCCUUGCAGAGGUUGUUCUGCAGAAUAGAAGGGGCCUAGAUCUACUCACUGUAGAGAGGGGAGGUAUCUGUAUUGCCUUACAGGAAAGAUGCUGCUUUUAUGCCAACAAGUCCGGAAUCGUUCGAGACCGAUUAAAGAAACUGCAAGAAGACCUAGAAAAGAGAAGAAAAGAACUACAAGACAACCCCUUUUGGGGAGCCUGGAAUGGCUUGCUCCCCUAUAUUUUACCAUUGUUAGGUCCCCUGUGCUCCUUGCUUCUGCUCUUACUUAUAGGACCAUGCUUGCUCCGAUGGGUCACAUCAUUUAUUAAUGGGCGCCUUGCGGCGGCCCGGCGUCAAGUACGCCUGGUUGCCCAUGCAGCCCUGGCAGCAGCCCGUGAUGGGCACAAUGACCCCCAGGCUUACGCAUGGCUUGCUCGACUGGCCUACGACCGGGUCUAGAUGUGGCGGGUCUUCCGCACUCCUUCCCUAUUGACACUACACAGCAGGGUAGGUGAGUCAAUGACGGGUAAGAGCGUGCCUCCCCAGCACGACUCGACCUAAGCCAGGCCCUACCCCAUACUGCACGAAAGCCGCUGGAUUACUAGAAUCUGCCCAGAUCUAGAUGUCUCUCCGAGGGGAUCGCACGGAGGGGCAUGAGUGCAUGCCUAUGUGCAUCCAGGUUCCGUCCAGUUCACUCCUGGCCCUGGAAAAAGGACGAGGGUCUCAAGGCCUUGGUGGACCCGGGGACGGCCGACCAGGGUCCAAGCCAAGGGCCUACGGUGGGCCUCAACACAGGGCAUAAGCCUCUGCACUCGAUCCAGGGCGGGCUGCGAUGCAUACAUUCAUUCAAAGUAAAUAAAAUAGGGGGAGAUGUUGGGAGCCGCCGACACCGGUCGCCUUACUUGGCGGACGUAGGGCCUGUGGGUGGGGGCGGAGCCUGAGCUAGAUUGCCCCUCCCAUUGAGUGAGUCAAGUUGGCGCCUGCUUCCUGCCCCCUGAUUGUGCUGGCGACUUAAACAACCCGCUCUGUAAGAUAGUCUGCCUAGCAACAGCUGAUGUUAGCCAGUCAGCCCGCAUCGCGCGCUUUGAACUGAUUGGCUACUGUUGCCCUAUAAAAGUGAAUGCCUUUCCCGCCACGAGAGGAAGCACAAAGAGAGAUAGAGAAAGUCCACCGGCGAGAAAGGGCUGGUGGCAGAGAGGAGGCCUCGCGGGGCCCACGUGGAGACAAAUAAAGGCAAGGUUGCACACUGUCAGAAUCUGUCGCGUGUUCUUCCUGCAGGC